Molecule: messenger RNA, 1472 nt
Organism: Pistacia vera
Lineage: Eukaryota; Viridiplantae; Streptophyta; Magnoliopsida; Sapindales; Anacardiaceae
Product: E3 ubiquitin-protein ligase Os04g0590900-like
Exons: 1
Coding region: 244-1338 (364 amino acids)
Biological process (GO): protein ubiquitination
Molecular function (GO): transferase activity
Source: RefSeq, a predicted model, not a curated record
UACUGUUUUCUUUCUUUAAUUUCUUUCCAUGUAAGCCUAGAUGUCUUCUUUUCCACCCUUCUUAUCUCUCUUCGAAAAGUUUUCAACACAGGAACCUCUUAAAUUCCCACUAACUCUUCAACAAAUUACACUAUAUUUUUACCAAAAAUCACAAUUCUCCAUAGCAGGAAGAGGAUAUGAACAUACUAGAAGAGAUGGAAGAAUUAAUAUUUGUGUAGACUUUUUAUUUUCUGUAGUUUUGUGAUGGGUUCUCUAGGCAAUCCGAAAGCUUGGGUUCCAUACGUGAAUAGCAAAGAUUGUUCUCAAGGAUUUUGCAGCUUGUAUUGUCCGCAGUGGUGCUACAUCAUCUUCCCUCCACCGCCACCUUUAGAUGAUCAGUUCACUGAAGAUAAUUCAAGUCCAACUUUUUCCCCUCUUGUAAUUGCCAUCAUCGGCAUUCUUGCAAGUGCUUUUCUUCUAGUAAGUUAUUACACGAUAAUCUCUAAAUAUUGUGGCAACAGAAACUCUACAAGAGGAAGAGAAAAUCCUGAUCCAGCUCAAGAAUUGGUGGACAAUCACAACCCUUCUCUCCAUGAGCCUUGGCAUGUUGCAACUGCUGGCUUAGAUGAUGCGCUCAUCAAGUCCAUUACGGUUUGUAAGUACAAGAAGGGAGAUGGUUUGAUUGAAGGCACUGAUUGCUCUGUUUGUCUCAGUGAAUUUGAAGAAGAUGAAAGCAUUAGACUUUUACCAAAGUGUAGCCACGCUUUCCAUGUUCCUUGCAUUGAUACAUGGCUUAUAAAUCAUUCAAAUUGCCCUUUGUGUCGCGCAACCAUCUUUUUCAUCAGUGCUUCGCCGCCCCAGUUACCUCCAAUCACUGAAACUUCAGCAAAUCAAGAUUCAGUACAAGAUAGCCCAGCAGCAAGUGAGAAUGCAGCAACUGCACAGGAUAUAGAAAGAGGUGUCGGCGAAGAGGAAAUAAUGCAGAAUGAUGGGACCCCAAAGACUCCAUUGCGUGCUUUUAGUGAUCUGGGGAAUAUGCAAGGAAGAAAUACUGUUAUUGAGAUCACAGAAGAAGGAAGUCAAAACAUAAGAAGAUCAGUUUCAAUGGAUCAUUCAUGUCAAACCCGAGUUUCGAUCGCUGAUAUGCUUAGAAUAAAUCAAGACGAAGAUAUUAUUCAAGAGGAAGAAUGUAGUGGUAGUGCAGGAUCAUCAAAACAACCAGAAGAAACCGGCAAGUCAAUGAACAGAAAAAAAGUCUUGCAUUGUGUAAGGAGUCCUGUGAUGAAGAGAUCGUUUUCCAGUGGGAGAUUCUUGCUCACAAGGCAAGGGAGAGUGCGUGACUCAAUCAUUCCUCUAUGAAUAUAUAUUUUUUUUGAUAGAUUAAAAUGUAAGGAUUAGUGUUAAUUAUGAAGAGAAAAAGCAGAGGUCUAUUGCCAAUGUCUUGAACUCAAUACAUUAUUAGAAUCAUAUAUAGCUAAUUCCAUGAGUGACAA